Messenger RNA from Clupea harengus (Atlantic herring), 857 nucleotides. Its product is annotated as COX8 domain-containing protein. Lineage: Eukaryota; Metazoa; Chordata; Actinopteri; Clupeiformes; Clupeidae. Gene Ontology annotation, biological process: mitochondrial electron transport, cytochrome c to oxygen. The record is from RefSeq and is a predicted model, not a curated record. Gene Ontology annotation, cellular component: respiratory chain complex IV; mitochondrion.
GAUGUGCGGAGAUGUUCUCCAGCACUCUUGAGAGUGGAGCUCAGGGGUUUGCACACACGGACACCCCUCUCUCCCUCCAUCUCUCUCUCUCCACCAUACACAGACACAGACACACACACACACACACACACACACACACACACAAACACACACACAUACCAUUUUUAACAUAACCACCCAGGUCCUGGUCCUGGUGUGGUUCACAGCUGGGAUGAUGGCUCUGCUGAGAGGGGCUACGCAGCCACUGGCUCUGGGCCGAGCUAAAGGCAUUCUGCAGGAGCAGCGCUCCAGUAUCUACAGCAAGCCUCCCAAGAACAAGAUCGGAGCCGGGCAAAGUUUCUUCAUCAUGUCCGUGUUCGCUGUGGCCAUGCUAGUUCCAGCCGGCUGGAUCAUGCACCAUCUUCCCGAAUAUCGCAAAAGAUCUCGGCCCCCACCCUGAUGAGGAAGUUGGAGUUCUAUGUGGGGUUACCUCCUCCUCCUUCUCCCACCGUACUCAGUUAACCCGGCUGCCUCUGAGUCCUUAUCCACCUCCACUUGAUAUACCUCCAAUUUCCAGAGCCACCAGAUGGAAAAUGCUAAAGGGAUGCAUUAACCGACCCCUGAAUGGAUGCGACAACCAACUGCUCAAAAAAACAACCUCACAAUCGAAAACCUUGGCAAGAAAACUGUCCAAGACAUUUUCCCUUUAAAUGUUAUGUCAGUAAGCGAAAGAUUCCAUCAAUGGUAUGUCUUGGUGUUUAAGGCCUUGGAAAUGUGGCCCCUAUUGUCACUGCAGUGCUCACUAGCAAUGACACGUACAAUGUAUACAACUGCAAAUUCAUUUUUCAUUGUUAAUAAAGCUAAGCCAUGUGUGCAAA